This is a messenger RNA of Colletotrichum karsti, 4875 nucleotides long. RefSeq lists its product as uncharacterized. The record is from RefSeq and is a predicted model, not a curated record. Lineage: Eukaryota; Fungi; Ascomycota; Sordariomycetes; Glomerellales; Glomerellaceae. Gene Ontology annotation, biological process: regulation of DNA-templated transcription; amino acid transmembrane transport. The transcript has 10 exons. Gene Ontology annotation, molecular function: monooxygenase activity; oxidoreductase activity, acting on paired donors, with incorporation or reduction of molecular oxygen; DNA-binding transcription factor activity, RNA polymerase II-specific. Gene Ontology annotation, cellular component: membrane. Bases 1 to 4875 code for a protein of 1624 amino acids.
AUGUACUUUACCAACCCAGUUGCCGGCUUCCUCACGACUCUCCUCGCGUUCUUCGCCGUCCUGGCCCUCAUUCAUAUCGCCCUGAUCACCGUCUACCUCAUCCAUACCUUCUUCAACUCCCCGAUCCGCCAUAUACCAGGGCCUCGCUACACCCUCAUAACCCACUACCCUCUGAAAUACCAUGUCCUAACCGGCCGCCGUAUGUACCACAUCCACGACCUCCACGCUCGUUACGGUCCGGUGGUACGCAUCUCUCCUUCCGACGUCUCCGUCUCCUCGCCCGAAGGCUUUGCCGCGAUCCACCGCAUCGGCAGCGGCUUCCUGAAGUCGUCAUGGUACGAAGACUCGACGCACCCUGAUGGCGGCGAGUCCAGCAUCUUCGCCAUGUCCGAUCCCCGACAGCACUCCCAGCGCCGCCGACUCCUUGCUCGGGUAUUCACGCGGCAAUCUUUGAGAAAAGAUUGGGAGGUCGUUGUCAGAGAGAAGGUGGAACGGGCUGUCGGACGGAUACAUGACGAGGCGAAGGCAGGGGGCUGCUCGGAUGUGUUGAAGUGGUGGACCAUGAUGACGACGGACACGAUUGCUCAUCUGGCGUUUGGAGAGUCCUUCAACAUGCUAGAGUUGGGACAGAAAAACGACUAUGUGAAAGCUCUCGAACUCGUCUCGAUCCAGAACACCAUGCGCUACGAGCUUCCACUCCUCUACUUUAUUCAGUCCAUCAACCCAUUCAAAUUCUCCAGAGGACCCCCGAACGCGCGGAAGGUGCUCACACAAUACGGAAAGCAGGCUGUGGCCAACGCACGCAAGAACCACAACGAUAGACCCAACCUCUUCAAGCGCAUUAUCGACGAGAUGGAGGCCGGAGAAAAGGAGUGGCUGUCGGAAGAAGUCAUCGAGGCGGAGGCCAAGAGCAUGAUCAUAGGCGGCUCAGACACUACCUCAGUCACUCUGACAUACCUGACAUGGGCGGUGCUGAAACGGCCGGAACUACGGACAAGGUUGGAAGAGGAGGUAGAGGCUCUGCAACCUGACUUCGACGAUGCUGAAUUGGAGAAGCUUCCGCUUCUGAAUGCCGUGAUUGAUGAGACCUUGAGGUUGUAUGGCGCCGUGUCGGGUCAGCUCUCUCGCGUCGUCCCGCCUAAAGGUGUGACAAUUGGCGGGUACUACAUCCCCAACGACUAUAACGUCGAGACGCAGGCAUACACGCUUCACCGAGACCCAGACGUGUGGCCUGAUCCCCACCGCUUCGACGAGACGCGGUUCAUGGAUCCAAGUAAGCUCACGCCGCAGCAGAAGCUGAUGUUCUCGCCUUUCGGGGCGGGUUCACGGAUAUGUCUGGGCAUCGAGCUGGCGCGGAUGGAGCUCCGGCUGGGUACCGCCGUGCUCUUCCGAAAGUGCAAGGGUCUCAAGAUCGCGCCUGGAACCACCGAUGAGACGAUGGAGAUGGAGAACUUCUUUUCCAGUCCUUCACCAGCCAUGGCCGCGUACGAUUCCGAUCGACGGUCCCAGUCCAUCGGGCCCGCCGGACAUGGCGACGUCGUCCGGGACGUCGAGAAGUCCGGCGCCGACGACCAUCAUGACGACAAGGCCGCGAUCCUGGAGCCCCAGCUCGGCGUUGGUGGUCACGGCCGCACGCAGCGUCAUCUGAGGGAUUACCAGGUCACCAUGAUCGGUUUCUGCUCUGGUAUCGGAACGGGUUUGUUCAUCGGAACGGGCUCCGCCUACGCGAAGGCCGGUCCUGCCGGUUUGCUUCUCGCGUACAUUGUCGUCGGAAUGGUUCUUUGGUGUGUCAUGCAGAGCAUUGGAGAGUUGGCGACUCUGAUCCCGACUGCCGGAUCCUUCCCUCACUGGGCCACCCGCUUCAUCGACCCCGCCGUCGGUUUCUCCCUCGCCAUCUCGUACGGAUAUUGUUACACGAUAGCAAUCGCCUCCGAGGCGUCAGCAGCAGCGAUCCUCGUCGGGUACUGGACUGACAUCACACCUGCGGUCGUCAUCUCCGUGUCUCUGGUUCUCAUCCUCGUCUGCAACUUGCUCAGCGUGAGGUGGUACGGCGAGACCGAGGUCGCCGGUGGAACCAUCAAAGUCCUCUGCUUCAUCGGCCUCGUCUUCACGUCCAUCAUCAUCACCGCCGGAGGCGGCCCCAACCACGAGGCCAUCGGGUUCCGGUACUGGAACAACCCCGGCGCGUGGGUUGAGUACAACGGCAUCAGCGGAUCGACCGGCCACUUCCUGGGCUUCCUCGCGGCUUUCGUCAACGCCUCCUUCUCCUUCAUCGGUGUCGAAACCGUCGUCAUCUCAGCCGCCGAGUCCGUCAACCCCCACAAGGCCAUCCCCAACGCCGCCCGCCGCGUCACCUACCGCAUCGGCCUCUUCUACAUCCUCGGCGCCCUCCUCAUCAGCCUGAUCGUCGACCCCCGCGAAGCCGGCCUGGUCUCCGGCUCCGGCAACGCCAACAGCUCGCCCUGGGUCAUCGCCAUCCGCCAAGCCGGCAUCAACAUCCUCCCCUCCAUCGUCAACGCCUGCAUCCUGGUCUCCGCCUGGUCCGCCGGCAACUCGUACUGCUGGGUCGGCUCCCGCAUGAUCGUGGCCAUGACCACGGACCGCCAGCUGCCGCAGAUCUUCGGCCGCACCACCAAGAACGGCGUGCCCUACGUCGCCGUCAUCACCGCGUGGCUCUUCGGCCCCCUGGCCUACUUGAGUCUCGGUUCGGGCGGCGCCGCGGAUGCCUUCAACUGGCUUCUGAGCCUGAGCACGGUCGCCGGCCUCAUCGCGUGGGCGACCCUCUGCUUCUGCUACAUCCGCUUCCACCGCGCCAUGAAGGUCCAGGGCGUCAGCAGAGACACCCUUCCCUGGAAGGCGCCCUUCCAGCCGUACGCGGCCUGGUUCGGCUUCGUGGGUUCGACCAUCAUCACCUUCAUCGCCGGCUUCUCCGUGUUCCUCGCGGGCAACUGGUCGACCGCCGACUUCAUCUCGUCGUACAUCGGUAUCCCCAUCUUCAUCGUGCCGAUCAUCGGCUGGAAGCUUUACCACCGCACAAAGUUUGUCCGCGCCCACGAGAUCGACCUGUGGUCUGGCCGUCUUCACGAGUCCGAGUAUGUGCCCGAGAAGCCCAAGCCGGAGAACUUCCGCCAGCGCUGCGACGAGGCGAAGCCCUCGUGUCAGAGAUGCGUCAAGUGGAAGGGCUUUUGCACGGGUUACGAGACCUCUUCAAGCGAUUCACCGGCCUCCACCCCGACGCCGGACGCCGAUUAUAACUGCGAUGCGAUGACCGAAGGUCAAACCGUGGGCGGGGACGCCAGCGAGGAGCGGCCGGCCGAAGACGUCAGCUUGCUCCUCGAGCCGCCGACGACCACCCCCUCCCAAGACGGCAUCGAACGCCAAUACUUCAACCACUGGCUCGCCCACCGCACCCGCCUCGGCGGCGGCCUCUUCGACGAGCGCCUCUGGGACGACACGAUCCCCCAGCUGAGCCGCCAGCACGCCUCGGUCCGGUACGCCGUCGCGGCCGCCGGCGCCAUCGCCAAGGCCCUCAACAACAGCAUGCGACCGACGCACCCCGCCCGGAUGGGCGCCAACGGCCCGCACUACGGCGCCGCGCUGUCGUACUACGGCCGCGCCAUCCGCGAGGUCCGCAGCUCCCGCCAGAUGGACACCGGCAGCCUCCGCGCCGCCAUCGUCUGCUGCCUCCUCUUCGUCUCCUUCGAGGUGCUCCACGGGGACCGCCGGGCGGCGUUCUCGCACAUCAAUAACGGGCAGCGGAUGAUGGACGAGCUGCUGCGCGUGUGCGACGGGGGUGGUCCCGCGCAGCAGGAGGAGGAGGGCGGGAGGGGGAAUGUGAUCGGGGCCGAGGCCGUCGAGAUCGACGUCCUUCAUGUUUUCCAGCGGCUCAUUCAACAGUCCUGGUCCUGCGGUGUCCUCCGGCGACGACGGCAGCAGACGUCCUGCGGUUCUGAUGGCGAUGAUGCGCGGACCGCCGACGAGCCGUGGUGUUGCCGAGGGGGUUCCGGUAGGAAGUGCGUCGUCGACAAGAUGCCCCCGUCGUUCGCGACGCUCCAGGAAGCCCGUCGGUGGUGGGACGUCACGCAGCACUUCGUCAUCCACUCCUCCGACAUCGUCUGCAGAAUCACCCAUCUCGGCCUCGGCGACGACUUCCUCUCCGAGUGCAACGAGCGCGUCCGGAAACACAUGGACGCCGUCGAGAAGGCCGGAGCGGGCGCCAAACCGUCGGCGACAACCUCGGAGCAAUGGCGGGACUUUAAAGACGUCCUUGACCGGUGGCGCGGCGGCUUCGAACCCCUUUGGGAAGCAGCCGCGAAGUCAAGACACGAAGACGAAAAGGCGUACGCGCAGGCGGCGCUCCUACGCGCGCACUACCUCGCCAUGCACGGCUGCGUCCACGCGCCCCUGGGCUGCGACUAUGAGAGCGUCGCGCGGCUGACGCCGACGUACCGCGAGGUCGUCGAGCUCUGCGGGUACCUCCUCACGUACCAGCGGCGGUCCUUCGAGGGGGGGUACAACAACGGCGAGGAGGUGUUCACCAUGGACAUCGGCCCGACGUGGCCUCUCCUUCUCGCGGGCACGCGGUGUCGGGACCCCGGGGUGCGGGACGAGGCGAUCCGGCUACUCCGCGAGAAUCCGAGGCGCGACGGGCUGUGGGAUAGUCGGAUGUUCUACGCGCUGACGGCUCGGAAUCGGGUGCUCGAGGCGUCCAACGCGCAGGAGGGCGGUCUUGAAGAGCAGUGGUGGCGGCUGCAGCAUCGGUCUGCGUACGUCGACGAGCAGGGCCGGUUGAUGGCGCGGGGUUUGGAGAAGAAUACGUUGACGGAGACGUGGGAGUUUUCCGAGGACGAUCUGAGCCGUUUCCUGUUUGACUGA